CUUGGAGUCCCGUGGCUUAAAAAGCAUUCCUUCCCACAUCUACUAUUCCCAUCUUCUUCAUGGAAACUGCUCCCCAAUGCAGCAAACAAACCAAGAAUGAUUCCUUUGAUAAUACUGAGGAUGAAACCCUUUUGUCAGGCCUCCCUGAUGAUCUAGCUCAACUCUGUCUCUCUUCGGUAUCUCCUUCCCUUCUUUUCUCUGUUUGCCAUGCAUGGCGUCGCCUCCUUUACUCUCCUUCUUUCCCUCCCUUCUUUUCCCUCUGUGCUCUCCUUUCUCCUUUGCAAAUUCCCACUCUUGGGGAAGGUAGUCCUCAAAACUCAAUUGAAUUCUUCUCCUUUGAUCCAUUAUCAUCUGCUUGGAAACCCCUUCCUAGUCCUCCACAAAACCCUCCUCUUCAUCUCCUCCAUCGCCACCCUUCUUUUCUAUCCCGAAACCUUCCAAUACAAUCCUUGACAGUCUCCAACCAUUUAGUCCUCAUAGCUGCUACAACUCACCACCUUUUCCCCGCACUUUCCAGCCCUUUAGUCUUCCAUCCAGAGUCUAACCACUGGUUUUACGGCCCCCAAGUCUCCACCCCACGCCGGUGGUGUGCUACAGGCUCUUCCCAAGGAGUGGUCUAUAUGGCAAGCGGCAUUGGCUCCCAUUACAACAGAGAUGUAGCAAGGUCAAUGGAACAGUGGGACUUAAAUAAGAAGAGUGAAAAUUGGGGUUGGGAAAACAAGGCACAGCUUAAAGAUGGAAGGUUUAGCAGAGAAGCAGUGGAAGCAGUUGGAUAUAGAGGGAAACUUUGCAUGGUUAAUGUCAAAGGCAAUGCAUUAAAAGAAGGUGCAGUUUACAAUGUCGAAUAUGACAAGUGGGAAGACAUGCCUAGGGGAAUGGUUGCUGGCUGGAAUGGGCCAGCAGCAACAAUGGAUGAAGAUGUGAUUUAUGCGAUUGAUGAAGUGAAAGGUAGUUUAAGCAAAUAUGAUGGUGAAAAGGAUUGUUGGGUGAAGUUGAUUGAGUUGGAACAGCUCAAACAUGCAGAGCAGAUAGCAGCAGGGAGAGGGAAAAUUUGUGCAGUUUCAGCAAAGGGGAAAAGGAUUAUAGUGCUCGAUGUUGGGGAAAGGCCUGCCAGGUUUUGGGAGGUGGUGCCACCUCGUGGGUUGAAAGUGGUUGCUGUGCAUGUUUUGCCUAGGAUGAGUAGACAAGAGUAA
Messenger RNA from Durio zibethinus, 1193 nucleotides. The record is from RefSeq and is a predicted model, not a curated record. Lineage: Eukaryota; Viridiplantae; Streptophyta; Magnoliopsida; Malvales; Malvaceae.